Dreissena polymorpha is the source of this 4069-nucleotide messenger RNA. RefSeq lists its product as uncharacterized. The coding region runs from base 1873 to 2835 and encodes 320 amino acids. NCBI's taxonomy places the organism in Eukaryota, Metazoa, Mollusca, Bivalvia, Myida, Dreissenidae. The transcript is spliced from 6 exons. The record is from RefSeq and is a predicted model, not a curated record.
UCCAGGCGCUAUAUUUAGUCAUACUCCAAGUGCAGUGCAACCUUACUUUUAACAUAAAAAGUCACAUGACACUGACGUCAUUGUUUACAUCCGGUUUUCAAACAGAAUUGAAAAAUCUGACAGAAACAGACAAGUUCUUCAAACUGUGAUCUAAAAUUGGUACACAAACCUUGUUGAUCUGUUAGAUGGUACACUACAUCAUGCUUAUGCAUUCAAGUUACCCACAUCAGAAAUGAUGUCAGCACAUAUACCUGAUCGAGUGUACAGAUUGAUAAAUCUCCAUGCUAGUUAUUCAAGAUAUCAAACACCUGAUUUAAGUCAUCACACAGACCUAUUUGAUCUGUUAGGUGGUACAGAUUGAUAAAUGUCACGGUGAUGAUGCACAUGAGAGAACAAAUCUGAGCUGAAUCCGGUCUAGCAUCCAUCCAUGAUGGAAGGCCAGGUGAAUCUAGGACCCCAGAGUAAACGAUGGAGCUGCCAUGUUUGCGGUUUACAUCUUUCAAGCAAACAACGUCUUCAGACCCACAUUAGUAGCAAACAUCCCUCUGCUGUUCUGCCAGAUAAUCUGCGGACAGACAGAGGAUUAUACAAGGCAUAUGAAUUAGAUCAUUCUUUGCCUGUGCCUAAAAGGACUAAGAUCAGACAUCAGUCAGCAGCUGACCACACAUCGAGGAACCCAACCGUUGAAACUGUUCCUCAGCUAAGUGAAGAGUUGUAUGAACAUUCAAAUGUCCUCUCCGAGCACAAUAUUUCCCAUACAAUUGAAUUUGAUAAAACAAUCAAUGCUGAAUCUAGCCAAGAAAAAUGUAUGGCUGUUCUUACAUAUAUGUCAAAGAUGCGUUUGACCGGAACUGCAUCAGAUCAGCUCAUAAGACUGCUAAAUAUAUGUGGGAAUUUAGACUUAUCCAAGGACGAAAUAAGCAAUUCCUGAAUGAAAAAGAGGUUAAAACAUUUGAUUAUUGCGAGUCUUGCUCCUGUCUAUUUCCCGAGGACAAAGACGUCUCCGCUGCAUUUCCCCAAUAUGCAGCGGAUUGCGGUACUUGGGACCAGCUGAUCAGCAACAUUUGAAAAGAUGCAAGUCCUACUUCGCUACAUCUUCCAUUCAUCUACAGAUACUGGAUAUCAUGGAAAGAACGAAAUUAGGAAAUAAUGGAAAAAUAACUCUAACCAUGAACACUGAUGGGGUGCCUCUCUAUCAUUCUUCAGCUGUCAGCCUCUGGCCAGUUUUCCUGGUGAUUAACGAGUUAAAACCUUCAGAAAGGUUUCUCAUGCAAAACGUCAUUCUCUGGGGGAUUUGGCAGGGAAGAGGAAAGCCAGUUUUUAGGACUUUUCUGACACCUCUAACUUCUGAGCUCAACAUUCUUCACCACAAUGGAGUCAUGCUUGAGGGAAAAAGAGUCGAUGUCGCUCUGACUUGCAUCACAAUGGACCUUCAGGCCAAAUGUCAAGUAAUGGAAAUGGUCCCUCACAAUGGAAAAUUUGCCUGCUCAACUUGUGAAAUAGAAGGCAUUGUAGAAAAAAAGGGAAAAAGCCACACUAAGGCUUUUCCUGUGUCAGAACCAUGUCCCUUACGAACAUGUAACUCCAUAUUAAAAAAUGCAGAAGAGGCUUUAUUGAGUGGAGUGCCUCAAAAAGGAAUAAAAGAUGUUUCGGUGAUGUUUGAUGUGGACCAUUUCAAUGCAGUAGAUGGUGUUGUUCCCGACUUCAUGCAUGGUGUCCUUUUGGGAACAACAAGAAAGCUCCUGACUUUAUGGACUGCAAAAACAUCAAAAGGACAGCCAUAUUACAUUGGGGACCAAGUAAAAGAAGUGGAUAACAGACUCUCUAAUAUGCGUCCGACUGACAAUAUGUUGAGACUUCCAAGAUCAAUAAAUGAUCAUCUCGGCCAUUGGAAAGCAUCAGAGCUGCAGCACUGGCUGCUGUUCUAUAGUGUCCCCUGUCUCCAAGGUAUUCUCCCCCCCCCCAUUUAUGGAGAACCUAUGUUACCUGGUGGAGGGUAUCUACGUAUUGUUAGGGGAAAAUCUGGAAAAUGGAGCCAUUGACGCAGCCGAGCUAAGCUUGAUGAAAUUUCAAAUAACCUUUGAAAACCUUUAUGGGGUGGAACAUUGUGGCCUCAACAUCCACAAUAUAGGAGUUCAUUUAUCAAACUAUGCAAGACUCCAUGGGCCGCUGUGGGGCUGGUCAUGCUUUGCAUUCGAGGAUAUGAAUGGCACUCUACUAAAAUCAGCCCAUGGGACUGGCAAUGUGUGUCGUCAACUAAUGCAGACAAUGCUUGUGCAAAAAAAACUGCAUGGUGAGGCUGCUGCCAUUCAAGACGACUACCUAAGGGAAUUUGCACUAGACAUGUUGAGCACUGGCAGGAGGACAAAAGCAACAAAAGAAUGUAUAAACUGCAGUUUGCUAGGAAAGAUGCAUCCAGUUGAUUCUGAAAAUCUAGAAGUCGGACAGGAGGUGAAGAAAUACACUGGCAAAGAUGUUUGCUCCCUUCAGAAGGUAUAUCGCAUUAAAUUGAAUGGACAACUGAUAUCCUCCAAAAAUUACAAACGGCUGCAGAGGAGAAACUGUCACACUGUUUUGUUAGAUAAUGGAUGCAUUAAAUCAAUAGAAUUUUUUGUACAUGACAAGGUCAGCAACAAAUGUUUUGCAUUCACUCAAGAGCUGACAGUGACUGGGUUCCUCCAUAACUGUACUACUCAUUUAAUUACAGUUGAAAAUGGCAGCAAAAAUGAAAUUGUGCCAGUUGAUGCAUUUGUGGAAAAAGUUGUUUGCUUGGAAGGAAUGAAGGACUGUGUCUGUAUAGCAAGAUUACCCACUUUUUACAAUCACUGUGUGUAGAUUGUGCCGCAACAAUAUUCUUGUUUGUUGUUAUGUUGUAAAUUUUCCACUGAGUAUUUCAGACGUACAUGGCAAUAUACUGAGAUUUAUGUUUCUUAAUUCAUGUAACUAUUUCAAUAAGGUAAAAUUUAAAUCAAAUUUUUAUGCGGCUGUUACCAAAUAAUAAAUGUCAAAUAUGGCCUAACAUAAUGUAGAAAAAUUAGAAUCUUAAAUCAUAUCAUUUUCUAACUUUUACUACACAUAAACAGUCCUUAUAACCUUCUAUUAUGUAGUUGUAAGUAGCAUAAGGAAUAUUAUGUCUGUCAAUUUAUUGCAUUUAUAAACUGCAUAUGUUUUUGCAAUAGAGUUUUGUCAUACAUGUAAUACCACAAUGAUCCUAUUAGUGUUUACAUUAUGUGCUGUAAAAAGAUUCCGUUCCUAGUUGACAACUCAUCAUUUUGUAAUAUUGGUUUGUUACUUAUGAAAAGUUACUAUUAGUAGCAUUCUAUAAAGUACCAAACCAUGUGUAUGAUUUGUUAUUGUCUGUUUUAUGAUUUACUAGUAUGCAUAGGCAAUAUGAAGGUUCAGUAAUUGGGUGCUUGUGCUAAAAUAUAACAUUAAACUAGUAAUUAUUCAAUAAAUGAUAUGUAUGUCUACACUUUCUUGGUGAAGCAUUUUGAGUUACUCAUGUUCAUUAGGCUAUUUCUUAAGAGUAAUUACAAUUUGUAUAACUGUAAGCCUUAAGAUUGUCUAUUGUUUCGUUUUUAAUAGAUAGUCUUGAAAAAGGUUUUAAGUUAUUUCCUUGCACAUAUACCCUUCAAUUAAAUAACUAAUAUACAAUGACUACAUGAUGAAGUGACAGACUUAAAUUGUUUUAAUUGAUAUUUUGUAUUGACAAUAAGAAAAUGCAUUAUAAAAUGUUGUCUUCAUAGUAUAUCCUUUACCAUGUUAAAAAGGCUAUAUAUUAAAAUAGUUAUUACAAUCUGAAAUUUGCAUUAAAGUUUAAGCCUUAAGAUUGUCUAUUGUUUAGUUUUGAAUAGAUUGUCUUGAAAACGGCUGAAAUUGUUUUGCACAUAAACCCUUCAAAAAUGUUAAACAAUUGCCUCAAAUAAGAUGUUAUUAUAAAUCAACUGUACUGUUUAAAAAAGCCAUGUUUGUUUAAAUAUGUAUUAUGAAAAGGAUUAAAUGUAUUGCCUUGAUGUAUUCAAAUACAGAAUCAUUAAACUGUUGUAAAUGUCAUAAAUAACACUUGUAU